This is a messenger RNA of Zonotrichia albicollis (white-throated sparrow), 846 nucleotides long. The record is from RefSeq and is a predicted model, not a curated record. Lineage: Eukaryota; Metazoa; Chordata; Aves; Passeriformes; Passerellidae.
UAUGUGUGAAUAUGUAUAAAGUCUGUAGGCUGUUAUAAAAGUGUGAAGCCAAAGAAUUAAACUGAACAAAAUCCUUUAAUUUGCCCAUCAAGCUAAAAACAUGUCAACUAACUCCCUUGUUUUCUCUCACUAGAAAUGACCACCCCAAACAAGACCCCUCCUGGUGCUGAUCCAAAGCAGUUGGAGAGGACUGGUACUGUUAGAGAAAUAGGCUCACAAGCAGUUUGGUCUCUCUCGUCCUGUAAGCCAGGGUUUGGAGUGGAUCAGUUACGAGAUGAUAAUCUAGAAACUUACUGGCAGUCAGAUGGAUCACAGCCUCAUUUGGUGAACAUCCAAUUUAGAAGAAAAACAACAGUGAAGACCUUAUGUAUUUAUGCAGACUACAAAUCUGAUGAAAGUUACACUCCAAGCAAGAUCUCUGUCAGAGUAGGAAAUAAUUUUCAUAAUCUCCAGGAAAUCCGGCUGGAAUUAGUGGAACCCAGUGGCUGGAUCCAUGUUCCUCUGACAGACACCCACAAGAAGCCCAUUCGCACCUUUAUGAUCCAGAUUGCUGUUCUGGCAAACCACCAGAAUGGGAGGGACACUCACAUGAGGCAAAUCAAAGUGUACACCCCUGUGGAGGAGAGCUCCAUUGGCAAAUUCCCCAGAUGUACCACAAUUGAUUUCAUGAUGUAUCGCUCCAUCAGAUAAAAUUUCCUCAUGAGGAACAAUAAAGGUAUUUUUUCAUGACCAUAUCAUUGCUGAAGUAUUCAGAUACUUAAAGAGCAGGGUUUACUUCAGUGUAAUUAUAUCUUUAUGUUUAUACUUUGUACAAUUUUGAAAUAAAGAUAAUCUUGUGUUACAGUA